Messenger RNA from Solea solea (common sole), 3681 nucleotides. RefSeq names its product mutS homolog 3 (E. coli) (gene msh3). Gene Ontology annotation, cellular component: nucleus. The coding region runs from base 101 to 3427 and encodes 1108 amino acids. The record is from RefSeq and is a predicted model, not a curated record. Lineage: Eukaryota; Metazoa; Chordata; Actinopteri; Pleuronectiformes; Soleidae. The transcript has 24 exons. Gene Ontology annotation, biological process: mitotic recombination; mismatch repair; somatic recombination of immunoglobulin gene segments. Gene Ontology annotation, molecular function: ATP binding; ATP-dependent DNA damage sensor activity; mismatched DNA binding.
GGUGCGAUCACAACACAUGCGCCGCCUGCAUGUUUUGAAAAAGAGCCACAACAUCAAGAGCUGAUACUCCUUCUGUUUCACCGUUUCACCGAAAAUCAGUAUGCCAAAGUCUGUGAAGAAAUGCAGCCGCCGGCAGACUUCCGUGAGCGAGUACUUCACCAAAAUGAGUGGGAUUAACCACAAUCCUGCUCCACAGCAGCUUUCAAGAAGCAAGCAGAAACAUAAGUCAGUGGAUGAUUUGGAGCGGCCAAGAAAGCGAGCAAAACUACCUUCGCAAGAUCAGCAGCAGGAGAGAGAUUUGGACUGUGAGCCCACUGGAGCCUGUCCGAGCACAAAAGAGACAAAACCAACAUUGAGCGGAGGAGCACGUGGUGUUUGCUCCUCCACUCUGGAGAAACUGAGAGAAUUCACCUGCGCAGCUGAGCCCAUGGUCAGGCAUGGUGACACCCAGAGCGAGGGAAACAAGGCGGAUGGUGCUGGCAGUAUAAUCUGUGACCAAAGAAGCAAUGGCCGACCAGAUCAGCAGCACAGCUAUAAACACCAACGUCAAAAGUCGGAAGAGGAGCACGAGGAUGAAGAAGUUGAAAGAGGCGAGAGUUCAGGGACGGCUGCUACAAAAGAGAAUAUCUGCUUGUCUCAGUUUGCAAUGUCAGGACAAGGAGGCGGGAAAGGAAAAGGUGUAGAGCCGAGUCGUCAGUCUGAUGUCAGUGCCUCCUCCAGAUGCUCAAAAAGCACAUACACUCCCCUGGAGCAGCAGGUCAUUGAGCUGAAACAGCAACACAAAGAUGCCCUGUUGGCUGUGGAGUGUGGCUACAAGUACAGGUUCUUUGGAGAGGAUGCCGAGAUCGCUGCAAAGGAGCUGAAUAUCACCUGUCAUCAGGAUCAUAACUUCAUGACCUGCAGCAUCCCCACACAUCGACUCUUUGUUCAUGUCAGGCGGUUGGUGUCCCAUGGACACAAGGUUGGUGUGGUAAAGCAGACUGAGACGUCUGCAAUGAAGGCCUUAGGGGCGGGCAAGAACACGCUGUUCACUCGGCAGCUCACUGCUCUCUACACCAAGUCCACGCUGGUGGGAGAAGAUGUAAACCCAGUCUGUAGACUUGGGGAUGUGGAGGAGGAAGCCACUGGUGACGUGGUGAUGGACUCGGCUGACAGCUUCCUGCUGUGUUUGAGUGAGAGAUGGGAUAAAGUGAAGAAGCAGCUCACUGUUGGACUUGUGGCAGUUCAGCCCAGCACAGGAGACGUGUUAGUGGACUGUUUUAUGGAUGGUCAGUCACGCUCUGAGCUGGAAGCUCGAAUCCUAAAGAUCAACCCGGUGGAGAUCCUGGUGCAGUCUGACCUCUCUGAGCAGACCCACAGAUUCCUACAGAGCUUCAGCAAUGCCAGUGCUCAGGGAGAUGACCAAGUGAGAGUUGAGAAGAGAGACCCGGCUCAGUUUGAGUUCGCCUCUGCAAUGAACACAGUCACUGAGUUCUACUGCAACAACAAAGCAAAAGGCGCUCACUCUCUGUCGAGUGUAGCAUCCUUGGAGAGCCAGGUGAUCUGCUGUCUGGGGCCGCUAAUCCAAUAUCUCCAAGAUUUUAACUUGGAGAGAGUUCUUUUAAGUGAGAGCUCAUUUCAGCAUCUCUCUUGCAAGUCGGACUGUAUGAUUCUCAGUGCUACUACCCUUAGGAACCUGGAAAUCCUCAAAAAUCAGACAGAUGGCGGCGUGAAGGGCAGUCUUUUGUGGGUGGUGGACCACACUCGCACUCCAUUUGGGAAGAGACUGAUGAGGAAGUGGGUGAGCCAGCCACUAACAGAGCCCCAAUCCAUCUCAGAACGACAGGAUGCUGUGCAAGAGAUGUUGGAGUCGGACUCCCUCACUUUAAAUUCCACCAGAUCCCUCCUGUCACAUUUGCCAGACCUGGAGAGAGGCAUCUGCAGCAUAUACCACAAAAAGUCUUCCACGCAGGAGUUUUACCUCAUUAGUAGCAGUCUUUGUCGCAUAGGUCUGGAGCUGCAAGCCCUAGUCCCAGCCAUCCAGUCACAGAUCAGCUCGAGGCUGCUCCAGAGCAUCUUGUUAGAUGUCCCUAAUCUGCUGGCUCCGGCCCAAAGUUUUCUCAAGGUGCUCGAUAAAAACGCUGCCAAGUUGGGGAACAAGACUGAGCUGUUCACAGAUCUGUCCAACUUCCCUGUGCUGCGGGAGCGGCGGAAUCAGAUUCAGACUGUCCUUAAUGAGAUUCAAGACCACCGCAAAGAAAUCCAACAGAUGCUGAAAGCCCCCGGAUUUGACUACAAAACUGUCUCUGGGCAGGAGUUUCUGAUUGAGGUGAAAAAUACGCUGGCAUCUACUGUCCCACAUGACUGGGUCCAAAUCAGCAGCACUAAGACCGUCGGCAGGUAUCACUCUCCUUGCUUGGUGAAGCGCUAUAAGACACUGCAGCAGCUCCGGGAGCAGCUGCUGCUAGACAGCCAGAGGGAGUGGAUCAAUUUUUUGGAUCGGUUUGGAGAGCACUAUCACACCAUGAAAAGGGCUAUUAGUCACCUAGCAACCGUGGACUGUCUCUUUUCAUUGGCUGAGGUUGCUAAACAAGGGGACUAUUGCAGACCGGAGCUGUGUGAAAAUCAGCGUCAGAUCAUGAUCAGAGAUGGUCGACACCCUGCCAUCGACUUACUCAUGGGGGCGCACAACCAGUAUGUGCCCAACCACACUAAACUACAGGGUGAAGGCAGAAGAACUAUGAUAAUCACUGGUCCUAAUAUGGGGGGAAAGAGCUCCUACAUCCGUCAGGUGGCUCUGAUCUGUGUCAUGGCUCACAUGGGCUCAUACAUCCCCGCCUCUGAGGCCCAUCUGGGCCUCCUGGAUGGCAUUUACACCAGGAUGGGUGCUUCAGACAACAUCUACAAAGGGCGCAGUACGUUCAUGGUAGAGUUAAGUGAAGCCUCCGAGAUCAUUUCUCAUGCCACUGAACGUUCAUUGGUCAUCCUUGAUGAGCUGGGGCGGGGCACAAGCACCCACGAUGGGAUUGCCAUCGCCUAUGCCACCCUGGAGUACUUCAUCAAACACGUGAGAGCCCAAACCCUGUUUGUGACCCAUUAUCCCCCUCUGUGUGAGUUGGAGCGAGUGUAUCCUGAACAUGUGUCCAACUACCAUAUGGAUUUCCUGCUCAAUGAACCUGACAUUGCUACUGACACUAAUGAUGGAGAGGUUCAGCCAGAAUUCAUCACCUUCCUCUACCAGCUAACUGAAGGAGCUGCAGGGCGGAGCUAUGGCCUAAAUGUAGCUCGACUGGCUGAAAUCCCGGAUUUGAUACUACACACUGCUGCUCGCAAAGCCCGGGAGCUGGAGAAUGUAGUCAACACCAGAAGGAAGAAUAAGAAACUUCUGUCGGAUAUUUGGAGCAUCUCAGACCGAUCAUCGCUCACGGAGUGGCGGCAGUCACGCUGACAUCACUGCAGCAGCGUUCAACACGUGAAAAAGACUGAACUUAAACAAAGACGUUUAGAUAUUCUCACAGAAGUGUAAAGUUGUUUGAGAACAGACUCGGGGCCAAGCCAUCUCAGGCUAUGGUUCUCACAUCAUCUUUACUGUACUGAUGAAAAUGUUGCCUACGAUAGCAGUGACCACUUUGUGUUAGUGGAAGAAUGAAUUAUUCAUCUUUCACCGCUUUAUCCUUCACAUGAGGUUUGCGGGCGGAAAAA